Purpureocillium lilacinum is the source of this 1809-nucleotide messenger RNA. RefSeq lists its product as uncharacterized. The record is from RefSeq and is a predicted model, not a curated record. Gene Ontology annotation, biological process: transmembrane transport. Gene Ontology annotation, cellular component: plasma membrane. Lineage: Eukaryota; Fungi; Ascomycota; Sordariomycetes; Hypocreales; Ophiocordycipitaceae. Gene Ontology annotation, molecular function: transmembrane transporter activity.
AUGAGCCACGAAGCCGCCCCAGUCUUGUCCAAGACGGACGGCAGGGCUUAUGGCGCCGUCUUGUCAGAUUCUGAUAAGCCUGCGCCUCGAGUCAAGCAUCGCCAGAUAUCCAGCCCUGGCAACUACAGCAGUGACAGCGAUGGUCAGCACGACGAGGAGGAACGCCUUCUCGACGGCCAACAGCUACAGGCUGGCGUGCAAAAUAUCGAAGCCACGACAACAGUAUGGACACAGACGGCGCUGGUCGCAGCCUAUAUCAUGAUCUGGGUCAUCUACUUCGUCAACACCACCCAGCAGGGCGCCACAAGCUCCCUCACGCCCUGGGUCACCUCUGCCUUCCAGCAGCACUCGCUCACCCCGACCGUCACCCUCAUGAGCCAGAUCAUCGGCGGAGUGUUCAAGCUCACCCUCGUCAAGAUUCUCGACGUUUUUGGCAGGCCACAGGGCUACCUCCUGUCCAUCAUCUUCACCACUCUAGGCCUUGCCGUCAUGGCUGUCUGUCGAAACAUUGAGACGUACGCGGCUGCGCAGGUGUUCUACUGGGUGGGCUUCAACGGCCUCGACUACUGCCUCAGCAUAUUCAUUGCCGACACCUCGUCCCUGAAAAACCGGGGCCUCGUGUUUGCGUACUCGAGCUCGCCGUACAUCAUCACGGCGUGGCUGUCAGGGCCGAUUUCCGAGGCCUUUCUCAACGGGCCCGGCUUCCGUUGGGGCUUUGCGACCUUUGCGAUCAUCACGCCAAUCAUCACCUUGCCGCUGUAUUUCCUGUUCAUGCAGAAUUACCACAAGGCCAAGCGACAGGGCCUCAUUCCCAACAGGAAACACGACCAAGGGCCGUCGCAGGCUUUUGCCUACUACGGGCGAGAGUUCGACCUUGUUGGCGUGCUGCUGCUCUCUAUUGGGCUGGCUCUCUUCCUCUUGCCAUUCAACAUCUACUCGCGCCAGGAGCUGGGUUGGCACUCGCCCAUGAUAAUCUCAUUCCUCGUUACCGGCAUUGUGCUCCUCGCCCUGUUCGCUCUGUGGGAGUGGCGAUACGCCCCCGUCAAGUUCAUCCCCUACAGCCUCCUCAUGGACCGCACCGUCUUCGGCGCCUGCAUCCUCGCAUGUGUCAGCUUCAUCAGCUACUACAUCUGGGACUCCUACUUCAACUCGUUCUUGCAAGUCGUCAACGGCCUCUCCGUCACGCAGGCGAGCUACGUAGGGCAGGUCUACAGCGUCGGCACGUGCCUCUGGGCGCUCGUCGUCGGGCUUCUGAUCCGCAAGACGGGCCGCUUCAAGUGGCUCGCCAUGUACUUUGGCGUGCCGCUCCUCAUCGUCGGCGUCGGCCUGAUGAUCAAGUUCCGCCAGCCAAACGUCCACAUCGGGUGGCUGGUCAUGUGCCAGGUUCUCAUUGCCGUGGCUGGCGGCACUAUUGUCAUUUGCGAGCAGACGGCUGCAAUGGCGGCGGCUUCGCACCAGUUCGUGGCCGUCGUGCUCGCGGUCGAGUCGAUGUUCGCCGCGCUGGGUGCGGCCAUUGGCCUGACUGUCGCCGCCGCCAUCUGGCAAGCCGUGUUCCCCAAGAAGCUGAGGGAGUAUCUUCCCGAGUCGGAGCUCAAAAACCUGGACAAGAUCUAUGGCCGGCUCGACGUCCAGCUGUCGUACCCUUUGGGGUCGCCCGCGCGGAUUGCCAUCCAAAGGGCGUAUGGCGACGGGCAGAAGAUGAUGCUUAUGGGCGGGACAUCGGUGCUGAUAGUCGCACUCGUUGCAGUGGCGAUGUGGCGAGACAUCAAUGUCAAGAACAUCAAGCAAGUGAGAGGCAAUGUGAUAUAG